AUCUGGCAACGCUGGCACUCGCACGUUUUUGAAAAACGUAAACAAAAAUUGGAAAUUAAACAAAAUGACCAGGAAGAAGGCUCCCAAGAAGAAAACCGAAGUUGUUUUCGACAACAAGAAGCGGGUAGAGUUCCUAAGUGGCUUCCGCAAGAGGAAAAAUGAACGGCGAUCACGAGCCAAGGCGGAGCUGGAGAGGAACCUCAAGAAUGAGCGCAAACGCAUUCGCCAGGAGGUUAAAGAUGGCUUCAAUCACCUGAAGAAGUCCUUCGAGCCCCUGCGCGAACUCACCGAGGAGGACAAGGCCGAGGAGAAGCAGCAGCAGGAAGAGACCUACGAAGAUGACGAAGUGCAGGUGAAGAUCGUGGAGCUGACCACCAAUGAUCUGGCAGCCAAGCGCAACAUGUUGGGAGCCAACACGGCGGAGGAGAGUGAGCCAGAGGAGCAGGAGGCCCAAAGCGAGGAGGACGAGUCCGCCCAGCCCAACAGGAUACCCGGCAUGGACUUCGAUCCCAAUGCCCGCAAACGCAAAGCCAAAACGGAAGAGGAGGAGGAGCAGCCCAAGAACAAGAAGGCCAACACCACAUCCCAGCCAGAAAUCAAGAGCAAAAAAGACCUCGACCGCCUGAUGAAGACCAAGACACUGAAGAAAAUGCACCAGAGCAAGGCGUUCAAGCAGAAGGAACGGCUCGACAAGAAGAACAACCUGAAGAAGGCCAAGCGGGACCGCAAUAACACCAUCAAGAGCGUUCCCAAGCACCAGCGGAAGCAGCUCAAGUACGGAAAGGCCAACCAGACCAAGUACCGAAAGGGCCGGAUGGUCAACAAGAAGGAGCUGCGGCGGAAGCGCAACGCCGACUAAGUUUAGCUUUUAGCAUAGUUUGUUUUACGGUUUAUUUACUAUUACUCUAGUUGAUCAAAUAAACUGUUUAAUUCCUGGCUUGUACAAUAA
Molecule: messenger RNA, 949 nt
Organism: Drosophila subpulchrella
Lineage: Eukaryota; Metazoa; Arthropoda; Insecta; Diptera; Drosophilidae
Gene: vito
Product: nucleolar protein 12
Exons: 2
Coding region: 65-859 (264 amino acids)
Cellular component (GO): nucleolus
Molecular function (GO): RNA binding
Source: RefSeq, a predicted model, not a curated record